AGCCACGCCGGACAUAACUACGUACCGCCGUGCGCUGCGCUCCAGCCCAGCCUGAACGGGACAAAGUAAAGUGUGAACUUAACAAACAGCUCGGAUAAGAGAAAUGGACCACUGUUAAUAGACAGGCUGCUAUUAGACAUAUUUUGCGAGUUUUUGCGUUCGGAAUGCGGCGUCUCAUCCAUCCAAAUGUCUCUUGUGCGGAUUAGACUGUGUGCUCUCUAAUUUUAAAGGCAGGACGGAGGGCCAAAUAAUCAUAUUACUGUUGGGACGUUUAAAAAAAUCCCGUUUCACGCGGAUGUGCACGUAUGCUGUAGUUGAGACGCUGCCAAAAACUUUGUUGCGCUCUCGUUCUUAUUCACACAUCUGCGUGUCAUGUCGGAGGAAACUAAUUUAACGCAGCAAGACAUUUGCCCUGAAAGUGCGGGAUGUCCCGAGGAGGAUGCGUUUGGCUUUGGAGAUGAUCUGGAGUUAAAUCAGUUCGAUGGGUUGCCCUUCUCCUCUCGUUACUAUAAAUUAUUAAAAGAGAGGAAGGCUCUGCCCGUGUGGAAGGCCAGGUGUGAGUUUGUGGAUGCGCUGGUCAACAACCAACUUGUGAUUGUGUCUGGGACGGCAAAGACUGGGAAAAGUACACAGAUCCCUCAGUGGUGUGCUGAGUUCUGUCUGUCUGCCCAGUACCAGCAUGGCAUGGUGGUGUGCACCCAGACCCACAGGCAGCAGGCUGUCGACAUGGCACUACGUGUGGCUGAUGAAAUGGAUGUCAACAUUGGCCAUGAAGUGGGCUACACCAUCCCUCUGGAGACUUGCUGCUGCUCCGACACCGUGUUGAGGUACUGCACUGACAACAUGCUGCUGAGAGAGAUGAUGUCAGACCCGCUGCUGGAGCAGUACGGGGCCAUCGUCAUCGACCAGGCUCACGAAAGGACCGUAAGCACCGACAUCCUCCUGGGUCUCCUCAAGGACAUCCUGCUGCAGAGGCCCGAGCUCAGGGUGGUCGUCCUCACCGUGCCACCUAUGACGGACAAGCUGCUGAACCACUGCGGCAGCGUCCCUCUCGUCCACCUGGAGGCCUUGUGCCCGGCUGAGGUGGUCUACAGCAACAGCAGCCACAAAGACUACUUCUACUCCGCAUUGAGGCUGGUGCUGGAGAUCCAUCGCACCAAGGAGGAAGGAGAUAUUGCCAUGUUCUUGGCCUCAGCACAGGAGGUUGAUUGUGCCCACAGUAUCCUCCAGAGAGAAGGCGCCAGGCUCGGGGCAGAGUUGGGCCAGAUGGUGCCGGUGGUCCUGUGCACAGGCCAGGGAGGGCUCCUCCCUCUCCUGGGUGAGGAGCCAGGCUCCAGGAGGUUUAGGAGGGUUUUCCUCUCUGCUUCACAAGGGGAGGACAUGCUGUGUACCAUAGGCUCUGUCAACUUUGUUAUUGACACUGGAGUAGAGAAAAGAUUUGUGUACAAUCCAAGGAUAAGGGCUAACUCAGAGGUGCUUCGACCUAUCAGCAGGUGCCAAGCAGACCAACGCAAGCAGCUGCCUGGACUAACAGGCAAGUGUUUCUGCCUAUAUCCAGAGGAGAGAGAGCUGCCUGCAGAGAGCUCCCCACAGAUUUUAGAGUCCAACAUUACGCCCACAGUCCUCUUCCUCAAGAGGAUGGAGAUAGCUGGCCUGGGACAUUGUGAUUUCAUUGACAGACCAGACCCUGAGGGUCUCAUGCAGGCUUUGGAGGAGCUGGAUUACCUUGCAGCUUUAGAUAAUGAUGGCAACUUAUCCGAGAUCGGGAUCAUCAUUUCCGAAUUGCCUCUGGACCCUCAAAUGGCCAAAGCUCUGCUGGCAUCCUGCGAGUUUGACUGUGUGAGCGAGAUGUUGACCAUCGCAGCCAUGCUAACAGCGCCCAGCUGCCUCCUGGAGCCACCUGCUGGCAUGGCCCACGAGGCAGUCCAGUGUCACAGGAAGUUCCAGCACCCUGAAGGCGAUCACUUCACCCUCAUAAACAUCUACAACGCCUUCAAACAAAGCCAGAGAGAACCAUACUUCAGUGCAGAAAAAUGGUGCCAGGACUACUUCCUGGAUCACACCGCCCUGAAGACCGCUGAUGCCAUUAGAUCAGAGCUGACCGACAUCCUAAACAGGAUCGAGCUCCCCGUCUCUGAGCCCUCCUUUGGCACCAAGACCAACACACACAACAUCAAAAGGUCGUUGUUAGCUGGAUUCUUCAUGCAGGUAGCCCGAGAUGUGGAUGGAUCAGGAAAUUACUUCAUACUGACACACAAGCACAUAGCGCAGGUGCACCCGUCCUCCAGCUACGGGGUCAAGUCUCACAAGCUGGGACUGCCGGAGUGGGUUGUAUUUCACGAGUACACCCUGUCAGAGAACAACUGCAUGAGGACCGUGUCUGAAAUUUCCCCACAAGUGUUCAUUCAAGUGGCACCCCAGUACUUCUUCUACAAUCUGCCCCCUAGUGAGAGCAAAGACAUACUGCAAAACAUCCUGGACCAAGACGCAUCCUCCAGCUGCAAAGACAAGAAGCAAAAAGCGCCAACAAUCAGCAACGAUGCCAACGAAGACUGUGCCGUGGCUGUGCAGUCUAAUGACAGAUGUAUGAUUCAGUGAGGUGGUUUCAUGAAUGUGAAAAUCCAGGCUUGUCUCUACUGCCAAACGGAUUUACUUGUACAGAAUUCAUAUUUAGCCUGUUUAUUAUGUGUUGCAAACCAGAGACUCUAGUGUCAAUUUAUAAGAUGGCUGUAAGCUUUUUUUGUGUGUAGGUAGGCACACGUAGUGUAACAAAUCAACACGGUUUACAUUUUCCCCCUUCCACACUGUCAUCACACAACGCCUGUUUGCAUGAAAAUUGUUGGUGCUGGUGUCUCAUUGGCUAUGUAGGUCAUUAGACGUGUAAAGUGCGGCAGAGGCGCUGGGCUGGCGUGACGCUCGUCUGAUGUGUCGACAUGCCAUAAAUUGAAGGGGUGAAAAACACCACCAUACACUCGGAUGCAGACAGAAGAGGGGAGAUGCAGACUGGAAAAUGAUGGAGUGGAGCACUUUGCUGUGUGUUCAGGCUGCCUCAGAAGUCGUUUGACAGCCGGGUUGUCACAGACGUUCCUUUCCUCUCGUCGUCUCCUCUUCAAAGCUGUUGUUCUGGAAGCCGUUUGCCACUCGGGUUGUUGACUUCAUAUUGUGACGAGCUGGAUUUGAGACUUAGGGAUGUUGUCCGAGUUGACAUGAUACAAGACCUGGAAAGCUUAACUGGUGUCACGGCAUGCAGAUGUGUCAUGCAUUUGUCAAUCACCAGUGGUGAAGAGCUACACAAAUUCUUCAGCAGAAUACUCCAGCAAAAAAAAAAAAAAUAUUCACUCAUAAAUGUACCCGUGUAAAAUAUAAAUGUAUUAAUAGGGCAGUGCUGA
Molecule: messenger RNA, 3389 nt
Organism: Myripristis murdjan (pinecone soldierfish)
Lineage: Eukaryota; Metazoa; Chordata; Actinopteri; Holocentriformes; Holocentridae
Gene: dhx32a
Product: DEAH (Asp-Glu-Ala-His) box polypeptide 32a
Exons: 11
Coding region: 373-2598 (741 amino acids)
Cellular component (GO): intracellular anatomical structure; spliceosomal complex
Molecular function (GO): RNA binding; helicase activity
Source: RefSeq, a predicted model, not a curated record